AUGGCUCCUACACCAUACUCGCGCUCCACAUACCCUCGCUCUCCGUAUCUGUGUUCUCCCCCCAACUCGCCGGCAUUGGUCUCCAAUCUAGAUGGUGUUCAUGCUCCCUCCGAGGGCCCCUCCACUGCUCCCCCUUUGUCCACUGACAUCAUGCCGCCUUCGUCCUACCAAGUCUUCCCAUCCACUGAGCAGCCUGCCUUGCCAGCGUUGACGGAUCAACCUUGCCCCAUCUUAUCAUUCCCGGCUUGCGCUCAACCUCCCUCGGAUCCCUUGCAUUUGUUCGCAUUCCUCCCCAAAAAGCCAGUGUACGCAGUCGACUGCAAUGUAGCGGCACCCAGUCCGAGGUUGUUACUGCAUGUGUCCAUUGAUGCUGCUCUCACACUACCCUUAGUGGACCUCAUAGCCGAGGCGGCUGUAGAACUUUUCACUAACUUUCCCGACUACCGCAUCAAUUUUCAGGAGAUGGUACAAGUAGCUGUUCACAACGAGGUCCUCAACAUCUACAACAACAAGGACCUGACAAGAUUUUUCCAGCAGUGCGCUGGGCAGGAGAUGCAUCAACAGAUUGAGUUGGCCCGAGCGCGCAUCGCCACUGCCAACAGCGCGCACGCUCGAAUGGAUGGCAAGACAGUGGAAACGGCAACGUCACUGCUCAAUGUUUCCCAGCAGUUCAGUCAUCUCCCCACUGACCCUCGUGACGCCUCUCAUUCCGAGAACAUCGGAUACACUAACAGUCGGAGGGUAAACAAGGAUCGUCUCCCCUUUGCAACAUAUAUCACUCCACAUGCCCCCUCCGAGCCGCCGUAUUAUUGGGUUCCGUAUGGCUAUGCCAUCGGCGUCUUCUCAAAGCUUGUGUGGUCUGGAGGCCAAGGAUUGGUCGGUCAUGAGGUGUCCUCACUUGAGGAAGCCCUCAAUGCCUUGGAGAAUGUGCUGAGGGAGGGUCACUUCAGCCUCAUACACUAG
Coniophora puteana RWD-64-598 SS2 is the source of this 963-nucleotide messenger RNA. RefSeq lists its product as uncharacterized. The transcript has 7 exons. The record is from RefSeq and is a predicted model, not a curated record. Bases 1 to 963 code for a protein of 320 amino acids. NCBI's taxonomy places the organism in Eukaryota, Fungi, Basidiomycota, Agaricomycetes, Boletales, Coniophoraceae.